ACAGGUAAAAAUAGUACCCAACUUGUGAAUAUUUGAUCAAGUGGAUUUGAGGUCGAGAGUGACCUCCGAACAUAACGAAGGACAAGAUUAGAUGAGUGAGCUUUGCGAGCAAGGUGAUCUAGAUGGAUGGGCCUUUUCCGGGGCUGGGCUUCAAACGGCUUACUUGAUUUGAUGGACAUGUCAUGGAUUGGACAGGACAAAGCUUUGGGUUAUUGCUAUUGGGCUUUGGGAAUUUGGGCCGAGCCUCCUCUUUAUUCCAAUGCUGAGCCCCCUUGGCAUUUGAAGGCCCAGGGUAUGGGGCCCGCCAGCCACAAAAAGCUACCACCGCACGCACCCAGACCUCAGACAGGAGAGGAGAGAUUUCACAGGUCAUUUCUCCGAUUCUCUUGGCCAUUAGAACAACGUGAUGAUGGCGAUGCCAUUGCCAUGGUGAUGAGGAAGGCAGACAACGACCAGACCAGACCAGUCCUCCACAGCAGGGCAUCAUCGUAUUAUUCAUAUACGAGCAGUAGCAGAGUCGCCGUCGUCCGUCGUCGUGGAGAAUCAAGAUGAGGAAGGCGAACACAGCACAGUCGCCGUCAGGUAUGGACGAAGUGGAGCAGCUUCUGCAGGCCGCGCACGACGAUGUCCUUUUGAAGCUUUCCCUCAACUCCCACGUUGCCCGCUCUGCUUCUCAUUCGCUCGAUCCCGAUCUCUCCCGCCGCUUCCAAUCUCUCAAAUCUCCUCCGCCCGCUCCAUCCCUCUCGCGACCAAAACCCUCACCUCCUCCGCCUCAAGUUGACGACGAGCUGAAGACCGUCCUGGCCGAUGAUCUCUCUGCUCGAUUCGCCGCUCUCAGAGGUUCCCUUCAUCCUUCCUCGUCCUCAUCAUCUUCUCCUUCUGUGGCUUCCACGAACCUGGUUCCCUCAGGGUCAUCGCUCGCUUGCGACGGCCGAGGUCGAGACCCUAGCUGUUCGAACCCUGACGAUGAGGAGGAUGAAGUCGAGAAGAUCAUCCAAUGGGCCAAGGACGCUGCGCGUCUCGAUCCCUCUCCUCCGUUUGACGAAGAGCCUCGUGACGAUGACGAGGAUGAGGAUAGCGACCUUGAAACCAGCAGCAGCGACGAUGAUGACGCAGGCGAUUCUCACGACAAAGCCAAGAGGACGGAGAAUAGACCACGCCAGAGGGGAAAUCCUAAGUGAUGGUGGAAAUACUUGAAUGAUGUUAAAUUCAAAAGCAGGAGCCGUUCAGUCCCCUGUGAGAUGGUAAUUAUCUUCUGAACUCUCUCUAAUUUGCUAUAAAACCGGGUAAUGAUUACCGAUGCUCAUCAUAGCAGUCAUUCUGCGUGCCUAUAUGUGGAUACGCAUUUGGUCUUCUACUUUGACCAUGAGCAUUUGAAAUGCGAGAAGGUUUGAUAUGCCAUUGUAGAUGGACUUAUUGAAGAAAGGUUAUGUGAUGAUGGGAUGCGCAUGGGGCUGGGCCUGAGCUCACUACUGAAUGUUUCUAUAUGUGAUCGCAUGUGCAAGAUAAUGGCCCAAGGCUGUUUGAUUGCAGUAAUCUGUAUAGUAAGACCCGUAAUCUGUUUGUGUAAUGUAAGCUGAACCUCUUGUGCAUGACAUGAAAAUUGAUGCCGGACUAGUCUGAGCUGUUGGCCGAAAUUGAUACUCUUUCACAUGUGAUAUAUUAAUGGACGGCCUUAGCAGAUAUUACUCUGCUGCCUUUUUGGUGCUGCA
Messenger RNA from Punica granatum (pomegranate), 1712 nucleotides. Lineage: Eukaryota; Viridiplantae; Streptophyta; Magnoliopsida; Myrtales; Lythraceae. The record is from RefSeq and is a predicted model, not a curated record.